GGAUGUUUUUAACGGCGUUUCGUCGUGGUUUACACGUUUGACUUGAGCGAGGAAGAGAGAGAAAGAGAGAGCAUUGACCUGUGAGAGUCUCUACUAUAAAUCUAUAAUACAUAUCGCCAUCACAUUAUUCAAAUCUCAUCACGGCCAAAGUUCAAAGUUUUCUUUAUUCGAUAUACCUGUGGUAAUGGCUACGGCGGGUCUCUACCGGCGAUCUCUUCCUUCUCCUCCGGCCAUUGACUUUUCUUCUGCCGAAGGCAAGAAAAUAUUCAGUGAAGCGCUUCAGAAAGGCACAGUGGAAGGAUUUUUCAGGUUGAUUUCUUAUUUCCAAACGCAGUCUGAACCUGCGUAUUGCGGCUUGGCUAGCCUUUCAGUUGUCUUGAACGCUCUUUCUAUUGAUCCUGGACGAAAAUGGAAAGGGCCUUGGAGGUGGUUUAAUGAAUCGAUGCUAGACUGCUGCGAGCCACUGGAAGUAGUCAAGGCCAAGGGCAUUUCCUUUGGAAAAGUUGUGUGUUUGGCUCAUUGUACUGGAGCCAAAGUAGAAGCGUUCCGCACAAAUCAAACCACCAUUGACGAUUUCCGCAACUUCGUAAUGAAAUGCUCUUCUUCUGAGAACUGCCAUAUGAUCUCAUCAUAUGACAGAGGAGUUUUUAAACAGACUGGGUCUGGUCACUUUUCACCUAUUGGUGGCUAUAACGCUGAAAGAGACAUGGCUUUGAUUCUUGAUGUUGCUCGUUUCAAGUAUCCUCCUCAUUGGGUUCCUCUUAAACUUCUUUGGGAAGCCAUGGACAGCAUUGAUCAGUCAACAGGGAAACGUAGAGGGUUCAUGCUCAUAUCUAGACCUCACAGAGAACCCGGAUUGCUCUAUACUCUGUAUAUAAAACAGUGCUGUAAGGAUGAAAGCUGGGUCAAUAUAGCCAAGUAUCUCAAGGAAGAUGUUCCUCGUCUUGUAAGCUCACAGCAUGUAGAUAGUGUGGAAAAAAUCAUAUCAGUUGUGUUCAAGUCACUUCCGUCAAAUUUCAACACAUUCAUCAGAUGGGUGGCUGAGAUCAGAAUAACAGAGAAUGCAAAAGAAAAUCUCAGCGCAGAGGAGAAAUCUAGGCUCAACUUAAAGCAAGUGGUGCUGAAAGAAGUGCAUGAAACUGAGCUGUUCAAACACAUCAAGAAGUUCUUAUCCUCAGUUGGUUACGAAGACAGUAUGACAUUUGCCGCAGCAAAGGCUUGUUGCCAAGGAGCUGAAAUCUUAUCCGGAUGCUCAUCAAUAGAGUUCUGCUGUCGAGAAGUGAAAUGUGUCAACGGUGCUGUCGAGGUGGAAGGCACGCUGGUGACUGGAGUUGUUGUGCGUGACGGGAGUGAGCAAAAUGUUGAUCUAUUGGUGCCAUCGACCCAUAUUGACUGUGAAUAUGGUCCGGAGGCAACUUAUCCAGCAGGAAACGAUUUGUUUACUGUACUUUUGCUGGCCUUACCUCCACAGACAUGGUCAGGGAUCAAAGACCAAGCUCUUUUGAAUGAAAUGAAGCAGCUCAUUUCUAUGGCUUUCCUCCCAACUAUGCUUCAAGAAGAGGUUUUGCAUCUUCGACGCCAACUGCAGCUGCUAAAACGAUGCCAAGAGAACAAGGAGGAGGAAGAUCUCGCUGCUCCUGCCUACUGAUUCGUCUGCCCAAAUUCAUAAAUGAUGAAUCUUAAGUAUCUCUCUCGCCCAUUUGAAUCCCAACUUCUUAAACCUAAAACCCUGAUUACAAUUUCUCAAACACUCAAUUUGGUAAGAACAAUGUGGAAGAGGAGAAAAAUAAAAUCUCUCUUUUAUAUGUAUAACAAAAAAAUUCUUCUUUGUGUUUUAGGCGAUAAAAAGUUAAUAUAUAUAUAUGAUUCGAAAGAACUCUUUUUGGCAAGUAACUGAGAAAAGCACACUAUGAAGCUGGAUAAGGAAGAAGAUUCUGCAAUAUAGAGAUUGGGCAAGUACGCUCACUCGAGUGGAGAUUCGGAGUGGUAAUAAUAGCUCGUUUUGGUUUGAUAACUGGUUAUCUCCAGGUCGGCUAAUUGAUCUCACUGGACCUCGAGGCUGUAAUGAUAUGGGGAUAAAUAUUAAUGCAACUGUUGGGUAUGCUGUUCAAUCUUACCGCCCACGCCGGCGUCGAGGUGAGCAACUGAAAGCCACAGAAACAAAGAUAAUGGAUUUGAGAGCGCAGGGUCUGUUAUUUGAGGAGAACAUUCAGCUUUGGAAAGGGUAGGGAGAUUUUUGAAACCGAUGUUCAGUGCUCACCAAACUUUGGUCGGAUACUAUCUGGUCUUCAGGCGCCACGCCUAAAUAUUCUUUUAUCACCUGGUUGGCCAUCCACAGCCGUCUCGCUACUACUGAUCGCAUUUUUCAAUGGUGCCCUCAGGUAGAUUUUCAAAUGUGUGCUAUGUUUGGCACCAACAAAAACAAGAGAUCACCUCUUUCUCAGUUGUCCUUAUUCAACUCAGAUUUGGGCCGAUCUUUCAAAGAAUAUCCCUGGCAUAAGCUACACAGCACACUGGAGCAGCAUUAUGCAAAUAUUGGAAACUCGGGGAAGGCAAGAAGUACAUCAGUUUCUGCUGAAAUAUGUCUUUCUAGUCUCAUUACACACUAUAUGGAGUGAGAGAAAUGGGAGAAGGCAUGGAGAAAGGCACAAUAUAUAAUCACAAUCAAUAAAUCACAAUCAAACUUAAUAAGAAUUCUGUUAUUAAUUUCUUGAAGAAAAUAA
This is a messenger RNA of Raphanus sativus (radish), 2723 nucleotides long. RefSeq names its product glutathione gamma-glutamylcysteinyltransferase 1-like. Lineage: Eukaryota; Viridiplantae; Streptophyta; Magnoliopsida; Brassicales; Brassicaceae. The coding region runs from base 185 to 1648 and encodes 487 amino acids. The transcript is spliced from 9 exons. The record is from RefSeq and is a predicted model, not a curated record. Gene Ontology annotation, molecular function: glutathione gamma-glutamylcysteinyltransferase activity; metal ion binding. Gene Ontology annotation, biological process: phytochelatin biosynthetic process; detoxification of copper ion; response to metal ion.